Molecule: messenger RNA, 1088 nt
Organism: Glycine soja
Lineage: Eukaryota; Viridiplantae; Streptophyta; Magnoliopsida; Fabales; Fabaceae
Product: ethylene-responsive transcription factor ERF017-like
Exons: 1
Coding region: 100-870 (256 amino acids)
Biological process (GO): regulation of DNA-templated transcription
Molecular function (GO): DNA binding; DNA-binding transcription factor activity
Source: RefSeq, a predicted model, not a curated record
UUCCAUAAAAAAUAAUCAUCACAACAAUCUUAGAAAUAAAGCCACAUACACAAACCCUUAUAUAAAUACACCAUAACCAACCACCAUAUAUAGCUAGACAUGGUGAAAUCAGCCAUGGCUAGUGUUGAUUCUUCUUCUUGUAACAAUGAUUCAUUUUCCUCUAACAACAACAUUGAUAGCUGUAAGAUGUUCAAAGGGGUGAGGAAGAGAAAAUGGGGCAAAUGGGUGUCCGAAAUUCGGCUUCCCAACAGCCGCGAGCGCAUAUGGUUGGGGUCGUAUGACACCCAAGUGAAGGCUGCCAGGGCAUUUGAUGCCGCGCUUUAUUGCCUACGUGGUCAAAGCGCGACAUUCAAUUUCCCUGACACGCCUCGACACUUGGAAACCAACAUGGUAUUGUCACGUGACAAACAGCCGCAACCUCUAUCCCACCAAGAAAUUCAAGAGGUAGCCGUGAAGUUCGCGAACAACGACGACCACCCUUUGGAGGAGGAGGAGUGUGCUUUCCAAAAACAAGAACAAGAACGCUCGUUAGAGGAGUCACAAAGUGAUGAGUCUAAAUCCGGCAAUACAAUAAUGGAGAUGAGCAACUUCCCUAGUAUUUAUGAUGGUGAGACUCAUAAUAACAAUGUGCAAGUGGACCAAUUAAAAGGGGAUUGGGACACCAUGGAUUGGACAUUUUUGAACAUGUUGGAUGACUUGAAUGGCUCGGAUUUUGGCCUCUAUGUGGGGCUAGACAAGAUGCACCCGAGUGAAUUUUUGUGUCCCAUGACUCAAGCUCCACUACUUUAUCAUGGAGAUGAUGAAAUUGAAGGUGAUGAUGAUCAUGAUGCUUUUUCUAACCAUUCCUUGCUUUGGAGUUGGAACUUUUGAUUCACCUGCAAGCUAGCUUCCCUCUACUUUGCAUUAGUUUCAACCAGUAAUUAAUAAUUACUAGCAACCAAGCCUCUCUAUUAUGUUUUUUUUGUAGCCAUUUAUACAUGGCUGUUUCUCAAUUAUAAUAGUUAGGCUAUGACUAGAGUUUAUGUGACCAUAAAAAUAAAAAAUAAAAAACAUACACGUACCAUGCCAUAUAUAAUUAAAUAAUAUAG